Protopterus annectens (West African lungfish) is the source of this 2795-nucleotide messenger RNA. RefSeq names its product erythrocyte membrane protein band 4.1 like 5 (gene EPB41L5). Gene Ontology annotation, molecular function: cytoskeletal protein binding. Gene Ontology annotation, cellular component: cytoskeleton. The record is from RefSeq and is a predicted model, not a curated record. NCBI's taxonomy places the organism in Eukaryota, Metazoa, Chordata, Ceratodontiformes, Protopteridae.
GUGCAGGUAAAGAUGUUGAAAUUUCUGCGGCGGACCCUUGGUCGCCGAUCGAUGCGUAGACAUGCAGAAAAGGAGAGACUGAGAGAAGCACAAAGAGCGGUGACCCACAUUCCUGCUGCUGGAGAUGCCAAGUCCAUUAUCACUUGUCGAGUUUCAUUGCUUGAUGGAACAGAUGUCAGCGUCGACUUGCCGAAAAAAGCCAAAGGCCAAGAGCUGUUUGAUCAGAUAAUGUACCAUUUGGACUUGAUAGAAAAAGAUUAUUUUGGACUCCGGUUUAUGGAUUCUGCUCAAGUGGCGCACUGGUUGGAUAAUACAAAGAGCAUCAAGAAACAAGUUAAAAUUGGUCCACCAUACUGUCUGCAUUUUCGUGUCAAGUUUUAUUCUUCAGAACCCAACAAUCUCAGAGAAGAGCUAACAAGGUAUUUGUUUGUUCUUCAACUGAAACAAGACAUUUUUAGUGGAAACUGAACUUGGUGACCUGGAUCCAGCAGAGCAUCUGCCAGACAUUGUGUCAGAGUUCCGAUUUGUCCCUACACAGACAGAGGAGAUGGAGCAGGCAGUCUACGAAAAAUGGAAAGAGUACAGAGGACAGAUGCCUGCAGAAGCUGAAACAAACUAUCUGAAUAAAGCUAAGUGGCUGGAAAUGUAUGGUGUUGACAUGCAUGUUGUCAAGGCCAGGGAUGGGAAUGAAUACCGUCUGGGACUCACACCAACUGGUGUCCUGGUGUUUGAAGGUGCAACCAAAAUUGGCCUUUUUUUCUGGCCUAAAAUAACAAGGCUGGAUUUUAAGAAAAGCAAGCUGACAUUAGUAGUGGUAGAAGAUGACGACCAAGGUAGAGAACAAGAGCACACAUUUGUAUUCAGACUGGAUCAUCCCAAAGCCUGUAAACACCUGUGGAAAUGUGCAGUGGAACAUCAUGCAUUUUUCCGUUUGAGGGGACCUGUUCCAAAAAGUUCACAGAGAUCAGGGUUCAUUAGAAUGGGAUCCCGUUUCAGGCUCAGUGGUAAAACAGAAUACCAGGUCACAAAAGAUAACAAAGCAAGAAGGUCUGCAUCCUUUGAAAGAAGACCCAGCAAACGGUAUUCAAGAAGAACUGUGCAGCAAAGAGUUAAUCCAGUCCUUAAACUUCAAGACACCAGUGUUCAUAGCAAAGAGAUGAAUGAAAGCAAUGGUAUGCAGCAGACCUGGAGCCCAAGGCCAAAUAUACCAGUUACCACUGUACCUCCAGUUCCCAUUCCUGUGGAAAUCGAAGACCUUAGUAGGAGUCCUGGUGCUGCUCAUUCAGAAAAGAAAAGCACACCAGUAAUAACUGAUGUACUAGACAAGAGCCUACUGGAAACCAGCAUUGAUGAAAUUAUCAGUGUGCCUUUGACAGUGGCAUCCCCUGAUGAUAUUGAGAAAACCAGUCUGUCUUCACUUCAUUCUGGAACCAAUGAAGUUACUGCUAAUAAACUGGAUGCAACCGGGUAUGAAGAAGUAGUAGCUAAGCUGAAGAAGUUGGAGGCUGAGAUCACCCAAGUUUCAGACUUUCAACCCCAUCUCAAUGUCACUUUCACAUGCCAGGAUGACAUUAAGUUGCUGGAGAAGAAUCUAAAUGUUGACAAUGCCAUAACAGCACAGCAUCCUGUUGACACUAAAAACAAUGUUUUGAAAGCCCAAAUGGAGGCAGAGGGUCAGAAGACUAACAGAGACAGUGGAGGAUUUAAUGACAAAAGCAGCAUUAUUCUGGGUGCCACAGCAAGCAGUGUAGUGGAUAUGAAAACUCACCAUGUUGAUGUUCCAGUGAUAUCUACUAGCCUAAGCCUAAACAGCACAGAAGUAAACAAGGAUAUCCCCUUUACAGUGAACACUACAGAGGAACUGGAUAAGCUGAUUGCAUCACUUACUGAGAAUCUCAUUGAUUUUACAGAUCCUGCUCCAGUGAUUUCUCAUAAACCACUCAUCACACCUAGAUGGAUUGUACCAACUGGACUCCUUUCAGAUGGAAUGAUACAAAAUGACCUUAGCUCUUCUAUGAAGAUGUCAAACCAGAAUGUUGAAGCCUUCACUGCUACAGGAUCUUCUGUGACGGCACAACAUCCUGUAGAGAACACAUCAAGCAUUGUCUCACCAGCUAGUAAUGAACCUCUGAAAUUAAAAUGCCUGCUAACUACUGAACUCUAAGAAACAUUCAGGUCUCUUCCAGAGAUCACAGUUUUUCUCCAUAAAUGAAGAUGACUGCUACACAUGGAAAAUGUGAAGAGAAGCAUUUUGCUGUUAUGUUCUAAUGGAUUCGAUACAGACCAUCUUUUCCAACUUUUCUGGCAAUUCAUUUAAGCCAGUAGUCUGAAACCAGAGAUGUAAUAAAUUCUCUGUUAAUUUAACUGGAACACACAGGUCUUCUGAGCCAUAUGGUACCUUUUUUCUUAACAAAGGUAAUAUAGUGUAUAUCAGCAACUGGAAGAAAUCUGAUGAUGUGGUGUUAAGAAGAAUGCCUACACACUGGAUCAGAGUAUUUAUAGUAAUGUGUAACGAGACACAGGAGCUGCUAAUCUCCUGUUAGAAGUAGUGAACUUGUAUUUACAGUUACAUAUUUCAGGAGUCAGGAUAGUGUGUUCUGUCUGUCAUAUGUACAAGUGACAUUUUCUUUUGCUACGGAACUGCCAGCAGCACUUAACGCAACCUAGUGGAUCCCCUUAAUUACAGAGUAUGAUAUUUCUUUCUCACAUAAGAAGGUCCUAAUAAAUAUUCCAGCCUUAAUUGUGUUAGUAAUAAAGCGACCUGUCAACUGUCUUACUGUGCAACUACUGAAAAA